Rhipicephalus sanguineus (brown dog tick) is the source of this 672-nucleotide messenger RNA. It is a transcript of the gene l(1)10Bb, whose product is annotated as protein BUD31 homolog. The record is from RefSeq and is a predicted model, not a curated record. Bases 153 to 587 code for a protein of 144 amino acids. Gene Ontology annotation, biological process: mRNA splicing, via spliceosome. NCBI's taxonomy places the organism in Eukaryota, Metazoa, Arthropoda, Arachnida, Ixodida, Ixodidae. Gene Ontology annotation, cellular component: nucleus; spliceosomal complex. The transcript is spliced from 4 exons.
AUCCGUAGCUGCCAUCUGAGAUCGUAACAAGCUCGUGAGCUACGAAGGCAGUGCGAUUUGUGUUGUUUUGACGCGUAAUAGGUCAGCUUUGCUAGUAGUGCGUCUUUUUGGCGAUCGAAGAAAAGCAGCGGCUUGUGUAACCCGAGUGAGACAUGGGCAAAGUUAGACGAAGCAAGAAGCCCCCUCCCGAGGGUUGGGAAUUGAUCGAGCCCACUCUGGACGAACUGGAGCAGAAAAUGCGCGAAUGCGAGACGGAGUCUCACGAGGGCAAGCGCAAGGUCGAGUCGCUGUGGCCCAUCUUCAAGAUCCACCACCAGAAGUCCCGAUACGUGUUUGACCUCUUCCACAAGCGAAAGGCCAUCAGUAAAGAGCUCUUCGAAUACUGCAUCCGCGAGGGUCUUGCUGACCGCAACCUGAUGGCCAAGUGGAAGAAGCAGGGCUACGAGAACCUGUGCUGCCUGCGUUGCAUCCAGACCAGGGACACCAACUUCGGCACCAACUGCAUCUGCCGCGUCCCCAAGGCGAAGCUCGAGGAGGGCAAGAUAGUCGAGUGUGUCCACUGCGGAUGCAGAGGGUGUUCGGGAUGAAGAAUUGCCGUCCCAUUUCCAUCGUUUCCAGGGAAGUUCAUCAACAGUGUCGCUGAAUAAAAAAUGUUCUCUUUGUACAGCCAAA